AAAUGAAGUGAGAAAAUGUACAAAGAAAUGUGUGUGUGCUUGGCUGUGUUUUAUGUCUCUAUUCUCCCUAGCAUUAAGCAGCUUGACAGAUAUGGUCAGCUGAUCCUUGCAAAUUCUACUGCAGCAGACACUGGUGAAUAUAGCUGCUGGCUUCUUCUGUGUAAUGGCUCUAGCUGCAAGAAGGAUGAGUCUAAAACAGGCUCAACAUACAUCUUUUUCACAGAUAAAGGGGAGCUCUUUGUACCUACUUCCAGUUAUUUCGAGAUUGUCUACCUGAACCCAGAUAAACCAGCAGUAAUCCCUUGCAGAGUGACCAUCCCAUCAGCAAAAGUAACUCUGCACAGGGAGUUUCCAGCAGAAGAAAUCAAAACAGAUGGAACUAAUAUUAUCUAUGAUGUGAAGAAGGGUUUUAUUUAUCAACACCCCACCUCUGACCACAAAGGAGUGGUCUAUUGUAGAGCAGAAUCACGGGGAGCACCUCAGAUUUCUAUCAAGUAUCAAUUACUGUAUGUGGAAGUUCCUAGUGGUCCACCAUCAACAACAAUUGUGGCAUCAUCCAACAAAGCAGAAGGUGGUGACAAUGUUAAUGUUCUUUGUAUAGUCCUUGGGGAGCCAGACGUAGAAGUAGAAUUCAAUUGGAAGUACCCAGGGGAAGAGUAUGAAAGGCCUGUGAUUAUCCAAGAUUCUUGGAGGCUGAUCAACAGAGGAAUUGGGCAUACCACAAGAAUCUCCAAGAGUGUUAUUGCCAUUGAAGAUUUCGAAACCAUUGAUGCUGGCAACUAUAUUUGUACAGCUCAGAACCUACGAGGACAAACCACAGUAGCCACCCAUGUUGACCUGACCUGAUAUGUGGAGUCUGUGGACACAGAAUGAACAAACAGUAUGUUAUUGGACACAUUAACCCUUUAGUUUCUUUUUAUUAAUUCUGAGAUGGAGGUUUCUGUUAAUAUCUCUCUCCUCAUGUCCUUACAUUCCACUUCCAUUACAGAGCAGUGGUCCAGAGCAGAGACCCUAAUGCUUACCAAUACUCAGGAGAAUUGGAUUGAAACCAUAUAUUAAACCUUUGUAGCCUGAUUAUGCAUGUGGCUCCCAAGUGCUCCUAAUACAGUGAUAAAUCUUCGUCAGGGAGAGUCUAUAUAUAAAUAACUUUUAUGUUAGGUAAAUAUAACUACUUGUAAAAAUGUUGCUUGUGCGUUAUUUUCAUGAAUGCUGAGAGGAGGAUAUAACAACUUUUUAAGUAGACCCACCAGCAUAGGUAUAUUUUCUUCUUUGUCAUGGUGGUGAUUUUAACACAUUGUACAUGUAAAAAAUAUUAAAACUUAGUCAUGAUUCACUUGUUAUAGAAAAUUAGUCAACAGUGAUUACUCUUCUCUGGUUUGGUAGAUGUGGAUUAAAUUUCUUUACUGAAUAGUGA
Terrapene triunguis (Three-toed box turtle) is the source of this 1414-nucleotide messenger RNA. RefSeq names its product platelet derived growth factor receptor like (gene PDGFRL). The transcript is spliced from 4 exons. Lineage: Eukaryota; Metazoa; Chordata; Testudines; Emydidae. Bases 16 to 846 code for a protein of 276 amino acids. The record is from RefSeq and is a predicted model, not a curated record.